Molecule: messenger RNA, 1495 nt
Organism: Chaetomium strumarium
Lineage: Eukaryota; Fungi; Ascomycota; Sordariomycetes; Sordariales; Chaetomiaceae
Product: TIP41-like family-domain-containing protein
Exons: 2
Coding region: 293-1162 (289 amino acids)
Biological process (GO): TOR signaling
Cellular component (GO): cytosol
Source: RefSeq, a predicted model, not a curated record
AAACAAUAAUCCUAUUACACAAAGUGUAUUGGUUAUACUGAUUUCCCGACCAGCUAGGACCCUAUUAGUACAGAAGGAGCGAAGUUUUAGCGCCGUUCUUCAGCACAUCGCCAGCUCCCAAGCCUAGACGAGGCUGCAGCAACCCGGAGAAUCUUCCGUUCGCCUGCGCGCGACUACAACACUCAACCUCUACCAGCUACUGCUCGUUCCGGCGAGCGACACCUAACUUGAGCUCAACGCACGAAACAACUCCCGACCCAAGGCCAGCCUGACAGUACACCAACUGCGCAAAAUGGAACCCCCAGCUGCCGCCUUCGAGCCAUACCCCUCCUCCUCCGCACUCACCCUCGCAACCCGCAGCCACACGCAGGGCACCUUCCAGAUCUCGGCCCGCAAGCUCCCGAUCCUCAAAGCGGGCCCCAUAGACGCCAUGUCCGCGCGCAUAGGGAUCCCCAUCCCCGAGAUGAUCUUUGGCGACAACCUGGUCUCCAUCACGCACGCGCCGUCCGGGUGGAGCAUCUCCUUCAGCGCGGAGCCGGCGCUCGACACGGUCGACAAGACCGGGGAGGGCGGGAUGCUGCGGGUGGCGUACGCGCGCGAGUGGAGCAGCAGCCGGGAGAAGACGAGCGCGGCGGAUAUCAAGGAGGUGGUCAAGCCUUUUGACUGGAGCUAUUCGGCCAAGUAUGUCGGGGAUGAGGUUAGAACCGGGGAUGGGAGGGGGUUGGAAAUUAAGGGCGGGGAGGGAGAGGAGGCGGAGGAGAUACCGCUUGAGUUGCUGAAGAGGAGGGAUCCAAUCCUCUUCGCGGACGAGGUUGUGCUGUAUGAGAGUGAGUUGGAUGAUAAUGGGAUCAGCAUCAUGAGCGUGAAGUUCAGGGUCAUGGAGCAGCGGAUGUUGCUGCUCUGCCGGCUGUUCAUGAGGUUAGAUGGGGUGUUGGUGCGGGUGAGGGAUACGAGGGUGUAUGUGGACUUUGAGAGGGAGGUGGUGAUUCGGGAGUACACGGCGCGGGAGGACGCGUUUGAGAAUGUCAAACGGAAUCUUUACAUGCAGGGGCUGCUGCCAGAUGCCAUUACGGUGGCCCUGAGAGAUUCCAACCAGGUUGCGAACUUGCUCCCUGUUGUUGAACGCUCGCUGGAGAAUGCCUGCUUGGCGAUGAAAUCAUAGCACACUGCUGAUUAACGCGGUCCAGUGCAGAGAAAGCGGUUUGCCUGUAAGGGUCGGAACCUACCGUUGCACUUAGAUCACGAGGGAUGAACCGACAUGGGCAUCAGCUUUUGUCAAGACGCAAGCAAGCAUCUGGGGUUCGCAUCAGAGAAGCCAUUACUACCCGCCUUUCAAGCAAACGCUUAUACCCAGAGCAAAGUCUACUAAGUAGGCAAAUACAAACAACCUGACCUCUCCACUCCCUGGUGCUAUGAGUCUGCUGAUCAACUCCAGCCAAGUCAUCAUAACCUAACACGUUGCCAAAACGAAGCGAAACAUUUAUCACAUCCCUCU